UUUAAGAAAUUCUAAACUAAAAAUUGAAUAGAAAGAUGAAUAUUGAAUAAUAACACACCACACAUAUUUUUUUUUUUUUUGGGGGGGAACUUUAAGCGUCAAAACUUCUAUUUUCAAAAGUCAACUACAACUCCAUGGUGACUCUGUCAUAACUCCAUUUGAAAUGAACAAUUGCUAUCUUGGGAAGAGGAAGAGUUUGAAGCAGCCGGAAGACCAAUCAUCCAAAAUCACAUCCAUAAAUUUAGAAGGAUUAGGCAGAAGCAAAAUGCCAAGUACGACGUGUUUCAAGCAGGUAAACUUUUAUCUCAUAGGAGUUCAUUUGUUAAAUACCAAAAGAAAAUUUUUUCUUUUAUUUUUUUUAUUUUUAUUGUUUUAUAAUUGCUUAACUACUACAAAAUUCUCAUUUUCAUUCAUUCAUUUCAGCCUUAUAGAACCAUGGCUUCAAUCUCAAACAAUGGAGAUGAUAGGAUUAGCAGCUUGCCAGACUCACUUCUUGUUCAUAGUCUCUCUUUUCUUCCAACAAAAUACGCAGUCGGAACCAGCGUACUGUCAUCAAGAUGGAAGUGCCUCUGGGCUUCUGUCCCAAAUCUAGACUUUGAUGCCAACUUGCAUUUGGAUUUGAGCUCUUCCGACUUCAUGAACUUCAUUGAACGAGUACUUCUCAAUCAUAAUUUGUCCGGCAUUCAGAAGUUCCGUUUAUCUUGUGAUAACGAUUACAUAGAUAUUGAUAUUUCAAGAAUAUAUACAUGGAUAAGUGCAGCCGUAAAGCGUGGUGUUCAAGAACUUGAUUUACAGAUUAGCCCAUCUGGGCAAGAUUUGGACUUACCUUUUAGCCUCUUCACUUGCCCAACAUUGAUGGUCUUGAAACUGGGAAAUGAAAUUAGAUUUGAUGUUCCUUACCCAGCCCGUUUCAGAAAUCUCAAGAUCCUCCAUGUUUCAAUUUGUUUUCAUGGCAAUGACUUGGCACGAAAUCUAUUCAGUAACUGCCCUGUUCUUGAAGAUCUGCUGUUGGAAGGAACUGUGUUAAGUUGUGAAAAACUAACUUUUGAUGUCUUCACCCCUGCUCUAAAGAGUUCAAAAUUAAAAUUUACUACUUUAGUAGAUGAUUUGUUAUUUGAUAAUAGUUACAAAAUUGUGAUCAAUGCACCAGUUCUUGAGUAUCUAAAUCUCCAGGAUGAUUACAUUCAUUGCUACAUGCUGAACAACCUAUCCUCGUUGGCUAAAGCAGAUAUUAAUGUUGGAUACAACUGCAAUAAAGCUGAGAAAACCGAAAAACAUGCUGAUCGUUUACUUGCUCUCGACUAUGCUGCUGAUAGUAAACUGCUGUUGUUCCCUAAUUUGAUUCGUUUGGAGCUACAUGUUCACAAUUGCUAUGGUUGGAAAGGUCUGCUAGACUUGCUCAAUAAGAUUCCUAACAUGGUGUAUCUUGUUUUAAAGAAGUUGAAGUUCUGUCAAUGUGGUAAAAACAAUGCUUCAAAGGAUUUCAAUUUUGUUGAACAAGAAGUGCCUUAUUGUCUGUCGAUGCAUCUUCAAGAAAUUGAAAUUUCUGGAUUUCAGGGGAUGAGUGAUGAGUUGAAGCUGAUAGAGUAUUUUUUAAGGAAUGGCAGAGUAUUGCAAAAGAUGGCAAUUAAGUCUUCUAAUUUGUCAGGAAAGCAAGAGGAGAAACUGCUAAUGUUCCCUAGAGGUUCAAGAAACUGUGAAAUUUUACUUUCUUAA
Messenger RNA from Cornus florida, 1716 nucleotides. RefSeq names its product F-box/FBD/LRR-repeat protein At5g22660-like. The record is from RefSeq and is a predicted model, not a curated record. NCBI's taxonomy places the organism in Eukaryota, Viridiplantae, Streptophyta, Magnoliopsida, Cornales, Cornaceae. The coding region runs from base 436 to 1716 and encodes 426 amino acids. The transcript is spliced from 3 exons. Gene Ontology annotation, molecular function: protein binding.